AGACCGGCGGGGCCGCCGCGCCGACUCUGCCCCGGCCGCUCGCCCCGCGCCCCGUCCUGCGCUCCUCCUGCUCCCCGCCUCGCCAAAGCUUCUCCCUGUCCUCGCUUCGGAGUUCUUUGGUCUUCUUACUUUUUGUUAAUUUUUUUUUUUUUUUUUUUGGCGUUUUUUUGCUGAGGAGAAUUUUUAAAAAGUUUUUGGUUUGUUGUUUUUUUCUUUUUGCGAACUUCUCGCUGUUCUUCUCCCUCCUCUCCGCCGCCGGUGGAGACUUUGUUUCUCCGAGUUUUUACUUUUUUUUAACCCGUCCCUGCCCCUUAGCGCCUAACUUUUUUAUAUUUUCUAUUAUUAAUUUUGUUUUUCGCCCCCUCGUUCCCCCCUCGGCCACUUUCUCGCAUGAAUCUCCUCGACCCUUUCAUGAAAAUGACAGAAGAACAGGACAAAUGUAUCUCCGACGCCCCCAGCCCCACCAUGUCGGAUGACUCCGCCGGGUCCCCCUGCCCCUCUGGAUCCGGCUCGGACACGGAGAACACCAGACCCCAAGAGAACACCUUCCCCAAGGGGGACCCGGACCUGAAGAAGGAGAACGACGAGGACAAGUUCCCGGUGUGCAUCCGGGAGGCGGUGAGCCAGGUGCUGAAGGGCUACGACUGGACCCUGGUGCCGAUGCCGGUGCGGGUGAACGGCUCCAGCAAGAACAAGCCGCACGUCAAGAGACCCAUGAACGCCUUUAUGGUGUGGGCGCAGGCGGCCCGCAGGAAGCUGGCGGACCAGUACCCGCACCUGCACAACGCCGAGCUCAGCAAGACCCUGGGCAAGCUCUGGAGGCUGCUGAACGAGAGCGAGAAGCGCCCGUUCGUGGAGGAGGCCGAGCGGCUGCGGGUGCAGCACAAGAAGGACCACCCCGACUACAAGUACCAGCCCCGGCGGAGGAAGUCGGUGAAGAACGGGCAGGCGGAGCAGGAGGAGGGCGCGGAGCAGACCCACAUCUCCCCUAACGCCAUCUUCAAGGCGCUGCAGGCAGACUCGCCGCAGUCCUCCUCCAGCAUCAGCGAGGUGCACUCGCCCGGGGAGCACUCGGGCCAGUCCCAGGGGCCCCCCACGCCGCCCACCACGCCCAAGACGGACCCGCAGCCGGGCAAGCAGGACCUGAAGCGGGAGGGCCGGGCGCUGGGCGAGGGCGGCCGGCAGCCGCCGCACAUCGACUUCCGCGACGUGGACAUCGGCGAGCUGAGCAGCGACGUCAUCUCCAACAUCGAGACCUUCGACGUCAACGAGUUCGACCAGUACCUGCCACCCAACGGGCACCCCGGCCAGGUCACCUACACGGGCAGCUACGGCAUCAGCGGCGCCGCGGGCACGCCGGCCGGAGUCUGGAUGUCCAAGCAGCAGCCGCCGGCGCUGAGCGCCGAGCAGGGCCAGCAGCAGCAGCAGCAGCAGCAAAGGACGCACAUCAAGACGGAGCAGCUGAGCCCCAGCCACUACAGCGAGCAGCAGCAGCACUCCCCGCAGCAGCAGCAGCAGCAGCAGGUGAGCUACAGCUCCUUCAACCUGCAGCACUACGGCUCGUCCUACCCCAGCAUCAGCCGCGCGCAGUACGAGUACGGCGAGCACCAGGGCUCCUCGGGCUCCUACUACAGCCACGCCGGGCAGGGCAGCGGGCUCUACUCCACCUUCAGCUACAUGAGCCCCACGCAGCGCCCCAUGUACACCCCCAUCGCCGACACGGCGGGGGUGCCCUCCAUCCCCCAGACCCACAGCCCGCAGCACUGGGAGCAGCCCGUCUACACGCAGCUCACCCGGCCCUAAGAGGGGAGGAGGGCGUGACAAAAAAAUUAAAAAAAAAAAAAAAAUAAAAAAAAAAAAAAAAUUAAAAAAAAAAUAAUAAAAAAAGGGCAGGAAAGUGACGAAAAAAUUAGUGAAAAAAGAAAAAAAAUCAGCAGAGCGCGAACGAGUUGGCUCGGACUGGUUCGGUGUUUGAAAUUGAAAUGAGAAUUCAAAAGACGCUCGCAGUGGAAGCUGGCGGGGAGGAGAGAGCGCCUCGAGCCUUCUGCACUACAGCAUCCUCCAGGACCUGCUCCCGGCCCCGAAAUUUGGGACAGACUUGCCAAGGACUGGACUUGAACUCUGCUUCUUCCAGCGUGGAGAGGAGAUUUCCACCCAACCCGCCCAGCUGGCUCCUUCUCUGGACUUUUGUAAUGAUUUUUUGGUUUUUUUAGCAGUAAUUAAAAGCAAGACAAAAAAAUAAAAAAAAACAAAAAGAAGAAAAAAAAAAGGGGGGGUAAAAGAGAAAACUCAGAGUCCUCUGUGAGGAAUAUUCUCUAUUUUAAAUAUUUUUAGUAUGUACUGUGUAUGAUUCGUUACCAAUUUGAGGGGAUUUUUACCUAUUUUUUAGAGAUUUUUUUCAAAUGCUCUUAUUUUUCCAACAGCUAAAAAAAAAAAAAUGACACUUAGUGGAGCAGCCCUAGGUUUUCUUGCAGAGGUAUUUUUGUAUAGAGAAGUGUCUUUUUUUGCUCUAAAAAUGAAACUAAACCAGCGUGCUCUGCCCUGGGAACCCAGCUCUGGGGCAGGCACCAGCAUGGGAGAGGCUUUAUUUUUCUAACUCGUAGCAAAACCAGCCAGGAGGAGAACUUCACUUUAUUUUUUAAUUACCUUGAGCC
This is a messenger RNA of Lonchura striata (white-rumped munia), 2654 nucleotides long. RefSeq names its product SRY-box transcription factor 9 (gene SOX9). Gene Ontology annotation, molecular function: RNA polymerase II cis-regulatory region sequence-specific DNA binding; DNA-binding transcription factor activity, RNA polymerase II-specific. Gene Ontology annotation, cellular component: nucleus. Gene Ontology annotation, biological process: chondrocyte differentiation; oligodendrocyte differentiation; heart development. NCBI's taxonomy places the organism in Eukaryota, Metazoa, Chordata, Aves, Passeriformes, Estrildidae. The record is from RefSeq and is a predicted model, not a curated record.